CGCAUACUCUAUACUUCAAGAACGAACCGGAAUAACCUCUCUUUGUGUAUUCGUUUGCAAGUGGAGGAAGAGGUGGCAGUGUGGCACCCUUUUUCUAAGGAUUUUCUUUUCUCUUUUCAAUAACCCACGAAUACGAACGUGUUCUAGAGAAUCUCAACCAAGAAUUGUGGCCAGACAUUCUUCUUUUUUUUUUUUUUGCCCCCAGUUUCUAAGGUUUUAUUUUUGGAUUUCCUUCGUUACCAUAGCCAAAACACUACUGUAGUCAUGUCUCAGACCAACUGGGAAGCUGAUAAAAUGCUGGAUGUUUAUAUAUAUGAUUACCUUAUGAAGAGAAAACUUCAUAAUUCUGCAAAGGCAUUUCAGGCUGAGGGGAAAGUGUCCCCAGAUCCUGUUGCUAUUGAUGCACCUGGUGGUUUUCUCUUUGAGUGGUGGUCUGUCUUUUGGGACAUAUUUAUUGCUAGAACAAAUGAGAAGCACUCAGAAGCUGCGGCAUCUUACAUUGAGACUCAAAUGGUCAAGGCACGGGAGCUGCAGCAUCAACAGCAUCCAAAACCUCAGCAACAUCAGCAGAUGCAGAUGCAGCAGCUGUUAUUACAGAGGCAUGCUCAGCAGCAGCAGCAGCAGCAGCAACAACAACAACAACAACAACAACGAAGAGAUGGGAACCAACAUCCAAGUGGAUCUGCCAAUGGACUUGCUGCUAAUGAUGUCACAAGACAUAACCCUGCAACUGCAAAUGCUUUAGCAACCAAAAUGUAUGAGGACAGACUAAAGCUUCCACUUCAGAGGGAUUCCUUGGAUGAAGCGUCCAUGAAGCAAAGAUUAAGUGAUAAUGUGGGCCAGCUUCUGGAUCCAAAUCAUGCCUCAUUGUUGAAGGCAGCUGCAUUGGGUGGCCAACCUCCGGGGUACUUUCCAAUGCAAGCACUGCAUGGUAUUCCUGGGGGCUCAGGAAAUCUGCAGCAAGCUCAAAACCGGAAUCAGCAGCUUCCUGUGUCUACCCAGCAGGACAUAAAGAGUGAGAUCAAUGCCAUGAUAAAUCCCAGGAGCGCUGGUACAGAUGGAUCAUUGAUUGGAGUUCACGGACCAAAUCAAGGGGGAAGCAAUUUGACCUUGAAAGGAUGGCCUCUAACAGGAGUGGAUCAGCUUGGGCUUCUUCAGCAUCCGAGGUUGAUGCAAUCCUCUCAGGCACUCAGUAAAUUGCAGUUACAACAGCAGUUGAUCCUUCAAGCUCAGCAAAACUUGUCAUCACAAUCUAUCAAUGAUUUGGAGCGAAGAAAACUGAGAAUGCUUCUUAAUAACCAGAAUUUGGGUCUUGGGAAGGAUGUCCCUUUAAAUUCUGGUGAUGUUCUUGGUAACUUUGGAUCACCAAUGCAAGUAAAUAGCCCUAUAUUGCCUCGUGGAGACACUGAUCUACUAAUUAAGCAUGUUUCUCAGUUACAGCAGCAACAGUAUCAACAGAUUCCACUUGCGAAUCAGCAGUCUCAAAAUUCAAAUCACAGCCUUCAGCAACAAGAUAAGAUCAUCGGUUCUAGCAGCAUGACAAUGGAUGGUAGCAUGGCAAACACUUUUCAAGGAAAUGACCAGGCUUCAAAAAGUCAAAUUGGACGAAAGAGAAAGCAGCCAGGAUCGUCUUCAGGCCCUGCCAAUAGUUCAGGCACUGCUAACACCACUGGACCUUCCCCAAGUUCUCCUUCAACACCUUCCACUCACACACCCGGGGAUGCUAUUUCAGUUCCCACUGUGCCACACAAUAAUGGUUCUUCUAAGUCUCUGCUUAUGUUUGGGUCUGAUGGAAUGGGCUCCCUCGCAUCUGCUUCAAAUGAACUGGCUGAUAUAGACCGUUUUGUGGAUGAUAGAACUCUGGACGACAAUGUAGAAUCUUUCUUUUCUCAUGAUGCUGCAGAUCUUAGAGAUAGAGUUAGUCAAUCCGCAGAUAUCAGCAAAGGUAUUCCAUUUUCGGAGAUCCGGCUUAUUCCUGCGAGUACAAGUAAAGUUGAAUGUUGUCACUUCUCAUCGGAUGGAAAAUUGCUUGCAACUGGUGGGCAUGACAAAAAGGCUACAUUGUGGUGCACAGAGUCAUUUACAGCGAAGUCCACCCUUGAAGAGCAUUGUCAAUGGAUCACUGAUGUCCGUUUCAGCCCAAGCAUCUCACGUCUUGCAACAUCUUCAGCUGACAAAACUGUCAGGGUUUGGGAUGCUGAUAAUCCAGGCUACUCGCUUCGCACAUUUACAGGACAUUCUACAACUGUGAUGUCAGUGGAUUUCCAUCCUAGUAAAGAGGACCUUAUCUGUUCAUGUGAUAAUGACAGUGAGGUUCGCUACUGGAGUAUAAAGAAUGGUAGUUGUGUUGGAGUCUUUAAGGGCGGUGCUACUCAGACAAGGUUUCAACCUCAUUUUGGAAGGAUCCUUGCAGCUGCUGCAGAGAAUGUGGUAUCCAUACUAGAUGUUGAGACUAAAAUGUGUAGGCUUAAAUUCCAGGGCCAUAAAAACCAAAUCCAUUCUGUGUGUUGGGAUCCUUCUGGCGAGUAUGUGGCAUCUGUGAGUGAUGACUUGGUUAGAGUGUGGACGGUGGGCUCCGGCAGUAAAGGGGAAUACAUUCAUGAAUUGAGCUGUACUGGCAACAAAUUUCAUACUUGUGUUUUCCAUCCCACUUACUCGUCUCUGCUGAUCAUUGGCUGCUAUGAGAAUCUGGAGCUUUGGAACAUGGCUGAGAACAAGACGAUGGAUGUACGUGCGCAUGACAAAUUGGUAUCUGAUUUGGCAGUGUCAAAUGUUACUGGCUUGGUAGCUUCUGCUAGUCAUGACAAGUAUGUCAAGCUCUGGAAGUGAUUUCAUCGCUCGCUCUUUUUGAGUCUUCUCACAUUACCCGGCGUUAAUACAUAGAUGAUGUAUGCAUGCAAACGUUAUCCAGACUUUCUGACAGAUGCAUUUGUAGCUGUCAAUAAUGGCAAAUGGUUACAAACUGUUUAGCAGAAGGGGUUUUAAAUUUUAUCCAUUAUACGUUGGACGCUGACCCAGUCCCAAGUGACCCCAAGAUUUCAAAUUUUGUGCCAUGAUCCGGCAAGUACAAGUAUUUCAGGAAAACCUUGAAAAGUUUUGUCAUCGUAAAGCAACGUAUGUAGUAUGUGAAUGCAAUGAUCAAAUAUAUAUUAUUCGUCUCAAAA
Molecule: messenger RNA, 3164 nt
Organism: Hevea brasiliensis (rubber tree)
Lineage: Eukaryota; Viridiplantae; Streptophyta; Magnoliopsida; Malpighiales; Euphorbiaceae
Product: transcriptional corepressor LEUNIG
Exons: 18
Coding region: 265-2829 (854 amino acids)
Cellular component (GO): nucleus
Molecular function (GO): protein binding
Source: RefSeq, a predicted model, not a curated record